Molecule: messenger RNA, 4698 nt
Organism: Miniopterus natalensis
Lineage: Eukaryota; Metazoa; Chordata; Mammalia; Chiroptera; Miniopteridae
Source: RefSeq, a predicted model, not a curated record
GAGUGUGUUGCUGCUGUUCGGCUCUGCGUCCUCGCUACAAACGCCUGGUGGACAACAUAUUCCCCGAAGAUCCAAAAGAUGGCCUUGUUAAAGCUGAUAUGGAGAAACUGACAUUUUAUGCAGUGUCUGCGCCAGAGAAACUGGAUCGAAUUGGUUCUUACCUUGCAGAAAGGUUGAGCAGAGAUGUUGUCAGACACCGUUCUGGGUAUGUUUUAAUUGCUAUGGAGGCAUUGGACCAACUUCUCAUGGCCUGUCAUUCUCAAAGCAUCAAGCCAUUUGUAGAAAGCUUUCUUCAUAUGGUAGCAAAGCUGCUGGAAUCAGGGGAACCAAAGCUUCAAGUUCUUGGAACAAACUCUUUUGUCAAAUUUGCAAAUAUUGAAGAAGACACACCAUCCUAUCACAGACGUUAUGACUUCUUUGUGUCACGCUUCAGUGCCAUGUGCCAUUCCUGCCAUAGUGAUCCAGACACACGAACAGAAAUUCGAAUCGCUGGAAUCAGGGGUAUUCAAGGCGUGGUUCGCAAAACAGUUAAUGAUGAACUUCGGGCUACCAUUUGGGAACCCCAGCAUAUGGAUAAAAUUGUUCCAUCCCUGCUGUUUAACAUGCAGAAGAUAGAAGAGGUCGACAGUCGCAUAGGCCCUCCUUCCUCUCCCUCCGCAGCUGACAAAGAGGAGAAUCCCGCUAUGCUGGCUGAAAACUGUUUCAGAGAGCUGCUGGGUCGAGCAACUUUUGGGAAUAUGAAUAAUGCUGUUAGACCAGUUUUUGCACAUUUAGAUCAUCACAAACUAUGGGAUCCCAAUGAAUUUGCAGUUCACUGCUUUAAAAUUAUAAUGUACUCCAUUCAGGCUCAGUAUUCUCACCAUGUGAUCCAGGAGAUUCUAGGGCACCUUGAUGCUCGUAAAAAAGAAUCUCCACGGGUUCGAGCAGGUAUUAUUCAGGUUCUGUUAGAGGCUGUCGCCAUUGCUGCUAAAGGUUCAAUAGGACCCACGGUGCUGGAAGUCUUCAACACACUACUGAAACACCUGCGUCUCAGUGUGGAAUUUGAAGCAAACGAUGUACAGGUGGGAUCUGCAGCCAGUGCCAGCUUAAAUUCAAGUUCUAAAGACAAUGAUGAGAAGAUUGUGCAGAACGCCAUCAUCCAAACAAUAGGGUUUUUUGGAAGUAACCUACCAGAUUAUCAGAGGUCGGAAAUCAUGAUGUUCAUUAUGGGGAAAGUACCAGUUUUUGGAACGUCCACCCAUACUUUGGAUGUCAGUCAGCUAGGGGAUUUGGGAACCAGGCGGAUUCAGAUAAUGUUGCUGAGAUCUUUACUUAUGGUCACCUCUGGAUACAAAGCCAAGACAAUUGUUACUGCACUGCCUGGGUCUUUCCUGGAUCCUCUGUUGUCACCGUCCCUCAUGGAAGACUAUGAACUGAGACAAUUAGUCUUGGAAGUGAUGCAUAAUCUUAUGGAUCGCCAUGACAACAGGGCGAAGCUUCGAGGGAUCAGAAUAAUACCUGAUGUAGCUGACCUAAAGAUCAAAAGAGAAAAAAUUUGUAGACAAGACACAAGUUUCAUGAAAAAGAAUGGGCAGCAACUAUAUCGGCACAUAUAUUUGGGCUGUAAAGAGGAAGACAAUGUUCAGAAAAACUAUGAGUUACUUUAUACUUCUCUUGCUCUUAUGACAAUUGAAUUGGCCAAUGAAGAAGUGGUUAUUGAUCUCAUUCGCUUAGCCAUUGCUUUACAGGAUAGUGCUAUUAUCAACGAGGACAACUUGCCCAUGUUCCAUCGCUGUGGAAUCAUGGCACUGGUGGCUGCGUACCUCAACUUCGUCAGCCAGAUGAUAGCUGUCCCUGCAUUUUGCCAGCAUGUUACCAAGGUUAUUGAAAUUCGGACGAUGGAAGCCCCUUAUUUUCUGCCAGAGCAUAUUUUCAGAGAUAAGUGCACGCUUCCAAAAUCUUUGGAGAAGCAUGACAAAAAUUUGUACUUUUUGACCAACAAGAUUGCUGAGUCACUAGGUGGAAGUGGCUAUAGUGUUGAGAAACUGUCAGUGCCAUAUGUACCACAAGUCACAGAUGAAGAUCGACUUUCUAGAAGAAAAAGUAUUGUGGACACCGUAUCCAUCCAGGUGGAUAUUUUACCCAACAGCAUCCAUUCUGACGAUGUGGUUAGUAAUACCGAAGAAAUUACCUUUGAAGCAUUGAAGAAAGCAAUUGAUACCAACGGGAUGGAAGAACAGGAGAAGGAAAAGAGGCGCCUCGUGAUAGAGAAAUUCCAGAAAGCACCUUUUGAAGAAAUAGCAGCACAGUGUGAAUCCAAAGCGAAUUUGCUUCAUGAUAGACUUGCUCAAAUACUGGAACUCACCAUACGCCCUCCUCCCAGUCCAUCGGGAACACUGACCAUUACUUCUGGGCACGCCCAGUACCAGUCUGUCCCCGUCUAUGAGAUGAAGUUUCCAGAUCUGUGUGUGUACUGAGUGGCUCAGGAAGACCUCAGUAUAGGAUUUUAAAGCCUAAAAAUUAAGGCCAGGCUGUUUACUUAAUGCAUAUUAACAUACUUCUUGAAAAUAACGCUGGAAGGUAUCUUCGACCAAAUGCUUGACAUACCGUAUUAGAAAUUUUGAAACUAUGUAUGAUUUAGAGUACUUUUGAAGAUAGAUUCAUGCCAUGUUAAUUUCUUUUGAGGUUCCUAUUCGCUUUUAAAGUUGAACAUGUAUUAGUCUCAACAUUAUUUCAUAGUUAAACAAUAUAUUUUAAACUUUUCACAAACGUAAUUUUUUAAAAAUUAGACCUUUGAGGGUUGAAAGAUGUAUGAAGUGUCUACUGUAUUUCUUAACAUCUACACAACUGCUUAGAAGUAGAAUUUUUGCUCUUGUUUCUGGUUAUCUGUGAAAGUAAAAACAUACAAAUAUGUUUGUCCUGGGGCUGCAAAACAGCUCUGUGGCUUUUGUCCCUCUGUUUCAGAUGUGCGAUAGGCUCCCUUUAUUCACUUACCGUGAUAUAUGUAAUAGGCUUUCCUCCACCGUUUAUGGUAGUGACGUGUUGAAUAAUAUUUCUAGAAUAUGACCCUGAAGUCGCCAUACUUUAAAGUGUCUAGUUCUCGUAAUACUGUACUUCCUGCCGAGAGUGGAUCAUUCUACUUGAGAAGCUUAGAGCUUGCUCUCGGAAUACCAAACUGUGCAAUAUUUUUUACAUCAUAAGAUGUAUUAGUUUACAGGCUAUGCUUUGAAAUUAUAGUAGUAUUUUGCUGUGGCUCCAUUAAUUAAAUGAGAUCUAUAUUUAGUAUAAAGACAUUUAAAGCAACUACUAGUUCACCUGUGAAGAGCAUUUUGAUUUUUAUUAAGAGCACAUUAAUUUACAUUUUUAUAUUGUGCAUUGUUUUAAAUCCUCAGUCAGAAAAUUACUGAAGUGGACUUUUGAUUUGUAGGAUUUGAACUGUAGCUUGUAUGCAUUUGUGUUUAGGGUUUGUUAUAUUACUUUUAAAGGGUGCCUAUGGUGUUAGCAAUCAAAUGUGCUAAGGAUUGUCAGUGUAGACUUCUGUGACCUAAGCCGCGAAGAUGACAUGCACUGACACUCGACCUGUGCUGAAAGACCGAUGGUGUUUUCUUACAAUAGGUACAUUUUAGUGAGUCUAUCACAUGGCAAAAUGAACAACUGUCUUUGCAAGUGUUAUAACAUUCUCUUAGGACAUUUUAAUAAAAUAACCUGUUUAUAGUUCUACCCUUUCUGAUUUUAUUUAUUUUUACAUAAAAAAUAUACAUAUCUAGAAUUGUAGCGCAAAAAACAGUUUAGUUUUCAGCUUUUGUUUUUGUUGGGAAUUGCAGUGAGGAAUGGCAUGUCACACCUUUGUGUUUGUGAUGGUUUAGAUGCCUAUAGUAGAGACAGAAAAAGUAAAGACGCACACUCGAAAUGUUUUCAAUAUGUAAACCACAGUACAGCUUCUUCAAACACCUUGCAAAAGACUGCAGUCCUUAUAAAAUGCCACUCUCACAUCCUGGACUCCUUAGUACACAUCGUUGAAGAAGCCCUGGUUUUCUGAGUAACAGUGUGGGCACCACUGGGGCUCACGGCCAUACAGCAGCUGUCACUGUAUUCGCCUCUUGAUCGGCCAAAAUGUUUUGCCAUUUAAUAGGCCAAAUUUUAUAUCUUUUUUAUUUCCCUUUUUUUCUUCUGUAUUUUUAAAGAAGGAUAUUAAUUUUUGACAGUGCAUUUGAAAAUCAGAGCAGGGGGACAUGCAAAAACAAUCACCAUCCACUUGGAUGUUACUUUAUAGAUGAACACUGUGUGCUUCUGUAGGGAAAUGUGUACCUUAAUAGUCUGAGAACGCACUCUGCUCACCACAGGCUUCCACAUCUCUGCUCCAUCCAAUGCAUGUGUUGCAUGGAAAAGGCAACCACUUCAGUCCAGGUGUAUCACAUUUUUCUCCUGUCUGUGUGUAAACUAUUGAUUCGGGUUUUGUGGGUUUUUUUAUAUUGUGUUUAAAUCACAGUAGACUUCUAUGUACCCUAGGCUAUUGAGCUGGUCUUGUUAACAAUGAUUCCCAAGAAGUGGGUCUGCCCUUUGGCGUGUCCUUCCAAGAGGUUCUGCAGGGCAUAGGUGAGCAUACUGUAUUGUGGCCAGCUCUGAGGCUGAGUGUAGGAUUGGUUGAAGUUCACUGUAUUGCUAUAUUUUUGUAGAUAUUUAAAAUUCUUAAUAAACUGUUAAUCACUUUCUGCUGUA